AUGAGUUUAAGUGCAAUUGCAAAUGGACAAAACAUUAGUAUACUCCUUUCACCUCCUAAAUCACCUGAAACAUCUCCAACUAAUACUUACUUUGAUCAUUAUGGUACACAAAUUUAUCGAUAUAAACAAAUUCCUCAACUUUCCUAUCAACUUCUAUUUCAAUCUCAACUUGCUCAAUCAACAAAUUCGUCGAAUUCAUAUCAAUGUAUCAGCAGUAAAACGUAUGGCUCUUCGCAAUCGUUAAUUGAUGACCAAUCAAUGCAAAUCGAUAUCAGUACGUAUUACUCAAAACGAUUUUCGCCAAGUUCGUUGCGCAAUCACACAUAUUCACACAUAUUCACAUACUGGUGA
Ambispora gerdemannii is the source of this 351-nucleotide messenger RNA. NCBI's taxonomy places the organism in Eukaryota, Fungi, Glomeromycota, Glomeromycetes, Archaeosporales, Ambisporaceae. The record is from the annotation of a GenBank genome assembly.